ACUGAACCACCAAGUUAAAUCCUAAAGGAAAUGAAUCCGACGCCAAUCCGGCCACUACGCGAACGCAGUCGGAGAUCAACAAACAUGUCGGCUGCCGUGUUCUUGAGGGCGUUCAGGCCGACUCAAAUAGCGUCCAGCGCCUUACUUGGGAACAGAAAAAUUAUUGGCCAUGCUGUAGGAAGAGCACCACUGCUGUCAGCGGUCAGUGGACUCAGAACACCAGCUUUCACUCCCCCAGUUGUGCAACAGAGUGUUAAGCAAGAACUUGUUAAAGACUGCAAACAAGAACAAGAUCUUUUUACUGAAGAUGUGAUAAGCAAGGUGAACAACCAGAUCGUCCAAAGAAGUCAUGGAAGAUUAUUUGCUGUAGUAUAUAUCCACGGCCAUCAGCAUUUGGUAACCCCAGAGGAUUUGGUUAUUGUGCAGGGUGUUUUCCCGCCCUCCAUUGGAGACGUCAUCAGGCUAGAGAAGGUUUGCUUUAACAGGGAAACACACACCCUCUUGAGGAUCAACCGCGUUGAAAUCAUGCAGAAGAUUGAUGAGGUACCAGAAGUGGAUGGUGUUGAUGGAAGAAUAUUUUAAUGUUUGCAAGAAAAAGUUAGACGUUAAUGUAAAUAAAUUUGUUAGAUAAA
This is a messenger RNA of Penaeus chinensis, 632 nucleotides long. RefSeq names its product 39S ribosomal protein L21, mitochondrial-like (gene mRpL21). Gene Ontology annotation, molecular function: structural constituent of ribosome. The record is from RefSeq and is a predicted model, not a curated record. The transcript is spliced from 4 exons. Bases 31 to 582 code for a protein of 183 amino acids. Gene Ontology annotation, cellular component: mitochondrial large ribosomal subunit. NCBI's taxonomy places the organism in Eukaryota, Metazoa, Arthropoda, Malacostraca, Decapoda, Penaeidae.